AUGGAACCUAGACUUCCACAAUACACUUUAUUUUUUAUUACAAUAAAUAGUUUAUUGAAUGAAAAGGUAAUAAAUAAACAACAAAAAACUGAAUUAGAAUAAGGGAUUUUAAAAAAAGAGAAAAAUAUUAUGGAGAUUGUUAGCAAAUAUGGAAACAAAGACAUGUAAAAUAAAAAAAGAGUAUGAAUAAUAGGGAAUAAAAAUUUCGUGAAUAAUUAGUUUAGUACGCUAAUCAUAAAUAAAAAGAUGUCUUUGUACCUCAUAUCAAGCAUUUAGAAAAAAAUAAAAGUACAAAAUUUAGUGUAAGUGCUCGUCAAAUUUCUUUUUAACAAGAUGACCUACUAAUUGAAAGCAAAUAAGAAGUAUAAUUUUUGUUAAAAUAAAGUCGUUAUCACCAUUUAUUUUGCAACUAAUUGAAUAACUUGACACAAUGCUAUCGAUACAUAUGACAAAUGGAGGAAAAUUUGUUUAAACAGAUGUUGAGAGAUUAACUUAAUUAAGAGAUUAAAUUAACAAAUAUUUAGGGAUUUAAUAUGAGUAGGAAUUAGACAAUGAUUCCCCUGUAAGAUGCAGAAACAUUAGUGUUUGUGGAAGAGUAAUAUCAGAGUAAUAAGAUGAUAAAUCAGAUUUAGUUGAUACUAGUGUUCAGUUAAAAAGUAAAUAUCAUUUACAAAUAAUCGAAUAAAUUAAAUAAACUUAUGUUUAAUUAAAAGUAUAUACAUGAUUCUUAUAGUAGAGUUUAUUUUUGGGUAGUUUACAUACUCAUUAUUUAUUAAUGUAGGAAGAACUUUCAUACAAUAAUUUAGUGAAUGUAGUUAAAUCAAUAAUAAAAGAAUUGACAGAUUCAGAUGAAAUUUACUUUUUAAUAAAAAGAAAUGAAGAGUGGGAUUUUUAUUCUACAGAGAAAGACUCAAUAAGAUAGAUAGAGAAAAAUAAGUAAUAAGUAUUCUUUGAAAAUUUUUCACAUUUGAAACCAAAUAUAGUUUAUAACUUUUAAAAUAAUGAGUAGCAAACAAAGUAAUUAUAAUAAGUAUUGGAUUUGAAUUCUUAAUUUACAGAGCUAUCAAUUAUAAGAUUUAUAAAUCAGAAUAAAUAAGAGACGUUUUUCUUUUUUUAUUGGAAUAAGCCUGGGAGAAAUAAAUUGUUAAGAAGAUUUAUAAAGUAUAGCAUUUGAUUAAUAAAAAGUGAAGCAAACGAAUAUAGAUUCAAAGAUGAAGUUUUAUCGUUAAUGAAUUUUUUGAUAGAUGUAAUUCUGUAGGCAAGAGUGCAAUAUUUUAAUCCAGUGUAAUUUGCAGAUUAGAUUUUGGAUAUAGCUUUGAGUUUUGUGGAAUCAUCAUAAUAUAUAUUAAUUGAUGAAAUGUUUAGGGCUUUGAAUCCAUAUUUUAAAAUAAAAAAAGAUUAUGCAUUUUCAGAAGAUGGAAGAUAAAAAGUAGAGACUGACACUUCUGUAAGAAUAGAGAUGGAGUGUCGUAAUCCAAUAGCAUUGAUUUUAGAGGAAUUUUAUUUAAAUAGACAGGAUCAUCUAUAUAUUUAUACAGAGAUAUUGAAAUUGAAAUCUAAGUAUUAAAGACAUUUAAGAUUGUGUCAUGAGAAAACAGCAUAUUAUAAGUAUUUUUUAAGAUCUUCAGAUACAAUUUUAUUUGAUUUUGAUAAAAAUGGUAGACUUUUAUUUUUGAAUCAUUACAUAUGGGAAACUUUGAAAUAGAAAUAUAAUAUAAUAUUUUCACCUGAAAAAAGGACUCCGAAUUAUAAAGAGUUGUUUACAGAUGAAAGGAUAUUAAAAUAUAUAGAUCUAGAUGAAUUUAUGAUGAAGAAGAAAAAUGAGUAUAUUUAGCAUGAAGAUUUUGAGAUAUUUUUAAAAGUGGUAGAUCAUGUAUAUAAAGGUUUUGUGAUUAUAUUUCAUUUACAAGAGGGGUCGAGAAUGAAAGAUUAUAUAAAGAAUUUGAAAAAUGAAGAGUAAUUAGAGGAUGAAAUAAAAUAGUCAAUUUAAAGAUCAUAUAAUAAACAUCAAACAUUCAAAUUUAUAUCUCAAUUAUAAAAAUCAAAUCCUAGUGUAAAGAAUUCUUAUAUAUCUUUAUUUAUUCCAGAAGAGUAAUCUUUGGAUAGUUAGGAAUAAUUACAAUAAUCAAAUAGUUCUUUAUAAGUAAAUAGAAACAAGAAACCUAGAUUGAGUAUUUCAAUGUUAGGGAAAACAAUAAAAGCUUUUAAUUAUUUAGGAUCUAAAAUGCGUAUAAAGUCAAUAGAAUCAGCAUUGGAGAUAGAGGAAGAUGAUGAUUUAGACACAUUGUAUGAAGAUUAGACAAUUGAUAAAUUUGAAUUUAAUAUCUUUUCUGUAAUUAUAUAAGAUUUAUAGAUGAAUAGUAUAAGGAUAAUAUGAAAGCGAAAUUAGUAUAUCAUAUUAUAAAGAAGAAUGAUUGGAUUGAUAAUUAUGAUAUGAAUGAGGAAGUGUUGAUGAAAUUUAUAAAAGAAGUUGAGAGAAAAUACAAUAAAAGAAAGAACCCUUUUCAUAAUUUUGAUCAUGGUAUAACUGUAAUGCAUAGUUGUCAUUUAUUAUGUUGUUUACCAAGAGCACAUUAGUAUUUAAGUGAGAUAGUUCAUUUUGCAACUGUGAUUUCAGGAUUAUGUCAUGAUAUUUCUCAUACAGGAAGAACAAAUUAAUUUGAAAUAAAUAGUAAAAGUAAAUUAGCUACAAGAUAUUUGGAUAAGAGUGUAAUGAAAUUAGAAUUUAUUAUUAUAGCCUUUAGAAAAUCAUCAUGCAGCAGUAACAUUGAGAUUAUUUAAUUAAGAUAAAUAUAAUAUAUUAUCUGGAUUGAGUGUUGAGGAUCUAUCAACUUUCAGAUAAACACUGAUUGAAAAUAUAUUAUUUACAGAUAUUAAAUAACAUUUUGGAUUAAUUAAAGAUUUUGAAUAGAGAGUUAAAGAAAGUAAAGAGAAUUAAGAUAAGAUGUUUGGUAAGGUUGAUGGUGAUGUUAAAUUAUUUACAGGAAUGAUUGUUCAUACUUCUGAUUUUAGUGGGGCUGCAAAAGUAUUUGAAUUAUCUAAAGCUUGGACAGAAAAAGUAAAUAUGGAAUUCAAAGCAUAAUUUGAUGAAGAAGGAACUCGUAAGAUUACUUAAACACCUUUUAUGAAAGAUUUAGAUAAAUAAGAAAUAAUGGCAAAAAAUGAAAUGGGAUUUUUUAAAGUUAUUGUGAGACCGUUAUGGGCAAGUUUGAAUGAGUUUUACGUAUUUUUACAAAUUUGAAUAUUUUAGGAUAAACAAUUGUAGGAUAUUAUUGAUAAUGUAGAGAACACCAUAAUUGAAUGGGAGAAGAUUUAUCACACAUAUAAUGAAUAAGAAAAAUAAAGUUGA
Molecule: messenger RNA, 3349 nt
Organism: Paramecium sonneborni
Lineage: Eukaryota; Ciliophora; Oligohymenophorea; Peniculida; Parameciidae
Source: the annotation of a GenBank genome assembly